This is a messenger RNA of Geosmithia morbida, 2385 nucleotides long. RefSeq lists its product as uncharacterized. The record is from RefSeq and is a predicted model, not a curated record. Lineage: Eukaryota; Fungi; Ascomycota; Sordariomycetes; Hypocreales; Bionectriaceae. The transcript has a single exon. The coding region runs from base 1 to 2385 and encodes 794 amino acids.
AUGUCUACAGAAGAAGACCUUCGGCAAAGGCUCAAGCAAGUUGAGCAGGCAUAUGCGAAUGAGCGCCGCGAAAGGGAGCGUGAGCAACGUGAAAAGGAGCAUGAGCGCCGCGAAAGGGAGCGUGAGCGACGUGAAAAGGAGCAUGAGCGCCGCGAAAGGGAGCGUGAGCGACGUGAAAAGGAACAGGCACAGGGUUUCCUCCGAAACACAACACUUCAUGAAUACUUAGCAGCCAGCCAGGAAUAUGUCUUGUCUAAAGUCCGUCUCUCCACCGAUGGCUACCUCACUACCACAGCUCCUACUACCAACCCUGCUAGAAAGCACUGCCCAACUCUUCUUACGCCUUGGGAUGACUUUAUCUCGAUACAAACCGACACAAUCCAGCUCAUAGACCGCAUUUUUCCUCGCGACCGGCAACUUUUCGAGAGCUUGAGUUUUCUCCAGGCUAUGGGCGAUCGCAUGGAUGGGGUGAUACGCGGCGAAACUUCUCUUGUUCACGCUCAGCACAAUACUAUCGAAGUUCCUGUGCGGAUCAUCUUGUCUAAGAUCAACGCGUUUCAACUUGACAAGCAUAACCUCAUCAUUCCUGAAGAGAUCAAUUUCCAGACAUCCGCGAAUAAUCUUCGUGACUCGGAAGAUAAGAGGGACACUGUAAAGCGAGACGCAAAGCUACGGACGGACCAGAUCUGCGUAUUCCGAAACUCAACUCAGAGGGACAUUGCAUACGUCAUCGAAUACAAAGCACCUCACAAACUCCAUACGUCGCACCUCGAGCAGGGCCUCCGACGGAUGGACAUCUUCGACGAGGUUGUCAACAGGAUCACGAUACCGACGGCUGACAAGUUCAAGCACUACGCGGAAAUUCUCUCAGCAGCGGCGAUCACGCAGACAUAUCACUAUAUGCUAGAGGCUGGGUUAGAAUACGGGUACCUGACCAACGGCGACGCAAUCGUCUUUCUAAAGAUUAACUGGGCCGACCCAGCGAUCCUCUACUACCAUCUAGCGCAGCCGUUACGUGAGGUUAUUGUGAACGAAGAUGCGGCUUAUAGCAACUCUCUCUGCCAAGUUCUUGCAUUUACCGUGCUUGCCCUCCAAUCGUCACAGCACAAUAAUGAUGAACGGCUAGCGGCAACGGACAAAUGUCGAAAAUGGGAGGUUGAUUUUGGCUGUACUCUGGACAAAAUCAUCAAGGAGGAGGAGAGGGAGGCCGCGGCCGACCCCACUAGAGGAAAGAAGCGCUACCGUACGCCGAGCAGCCCUGGUUGGGUGCCGAGAACGAUCAAGAGGAUCAGGCGAGACCCGAGGCAGCAGCCCCCACGCGAGGUGUCAGACCGGGUACUUCGAUCUCACAGACGCGACGGUCCUGGAGGAGCAGGCUCCGGCGAGGGGGGUUCUAGCGGGGGCACUUCUGGUGGUGAUAGUGGCGAUAGUGGUGGUAGUGGCGGUGGCUCAGGCGAGACUGCCGGUGGUUCCCAGGGAAGUGCCACUAUCGGGUCCUCAUCACGACCAGCACCCGGCGGCGUCGGCGAUGGACAGGAGAAGCCCAGGGAGUACUGCACGUCGACAUGUCUCCUGUCGCUCGUGGGUGGCCGACUUCUGGAUAACGAAUGCCCCAAUGCGGUGUUGCACCGCGAUACAACGCAGGCCGAACCUAGGCAUGCCGUGUCGCAUUCGCAGUUUAUGGACCUACUAAGGCAGCAGCUAUCUCAGAGCCUAGACAAGGGCGUCAGGGUUCUAGGGAAAGAGGGUGGCUGCGGUGCCUUAUUCCAGAUAACGCUGCUGCGGUAUGGCUACACCUUCAUAGCCAAGGGUGUCACUGGGGGACGCGUGCCCGAGCUAGAGAAGGAGGUAGCCGCGUACCAGAAACUGCAGCCUCUACAAGGACAUGGCAUUCCGGUGUGCCUCGGUUCCGUCGAUCUCAAGCCACUAGGUCAGGUAUACUUUUACGAUCUCGACGUGCGCAUCAUACGCUUCAUCUUCCUGUCCUACGGCGGCAUCGAGGUUGAGGCACGCGGGGACGAAUCCAGGGCCCGCAUCAUCAGCACGGUCACCUCCAUCCUCGAUCAGAUGCACAGCCUCGGGGUGGCUCACGGUGACGUUCGAUGGCCAAACGUGCUGCAAGGCCCCGACGGAAAGAUCAAUAUAGUCGACUUUGACCGUGCUGUGAUCCUACCAGCCAAGAGUCGAGAUACCCCCAGUGCAAUCUCGCACAACAAGCGGAGGCGGCUCGUGGGCUCUGACGGGGAAGAAGAGGCUGCCUCGCCGACGAGGAGAAAGCGGCUCCUCCAGCAGGCCAUUCGGCACGCAAUUCAGCAGGACAAUAGCAAUGCACAGCAUCUCUUCUCUCUCGAUUGCGGCAGAAUCAUCCAACAGGAUGGGUUAUGA